UUGACACUGGUCCUGGAUUCUGUCUACACCUCUGUCCUCAGCCUUGAAAGGUGAGAGUCAGCAUCAUAGCCUGCCCUGGACCAGUGACAGUUGAUCAAAAUCAGAUCACUGUGUUCAGGGGGACCAGUCCAGACAUACCUGUCUCUCCUGGGUACUACUGAGAUUGAGCACGACUUUGACAUCGGGCCACGAUGCCCUGGAAGGCCUUGCUGCUUCUGCUGCUGUGUUCUGAUGCUCCAGUGACCAUGGCCCACAGGUGGAAUCGGGCGUUGCUGUUCCCUGCAGCCCACCGGCCAAAGAGAGCCUCAUCAGUGCCCUUGAAUCCCGUCCUACAGACUUCCCUGGAGGAAGUGGAGCUACUCUAUGAGUUCCUGCUGGCUGAGCUAGACAUCAGCCCUGAUCUGAAGAUCUCCAUCAAGGAUGAGGAGCUGGACUCCCUGCGUAAGGCAGGGGCCUUCCGCACCAUCUGCAAUGACGUGAUCCCCAAAAGCAUCCCAGACAUCCGCCGGCUGAGCGCCACCCUCACUCACCGCCCUGGCGUCCUCAAGAAAGAGGACUUUGAAAGGACAGCACUGACUCUGGCCUAUGCUGCCUACCGCACUGCCCUGUCCCAGGGCCACCAGAAGGACAUCUGGGCCCAGGCCCUGGGGAGCCUCUUUCAGGCCCUAAGGCAGGACCUGGUGAAAUCCUCAGGCUUGAGGGAUAGGCUGGCUCCAGAUGGUCAGCACAGAGAUACACACUUGAAUCAUUCAGAGAGUGGCCACCCCUUGGCCUCUGACCCAGACCAGUAGCAGGACACUUGCCGUGAACUCUAAUAGGCAGAGACAAAAACAAGGUGGUAAAAGCUCUGUGCCCCUGGCAGCUCUAAUGAAGAACCUCUGGCUGCUAUCUACAUGGGAUCUGAGCAGGAAGAAGCAGUUGCCAUUGCAAUCCCAGAUGCUUCCAGAGGUAGUAUGGUUUGUUUGCAGAAGUCUGACAUAGGCUUCAACACUGAGUUUGCCACAGACACACAAGAACAGGGAUAAGGGGCCAGAGAGAUUUCAAAAGCUGGAGCUCACAAUUUGCAUGCAGGUGGUCCAGAUGUGACUCCCUGAUGCAUUCUGGUUUCCUAAACACCAUCAGGAGUUUGGAGCACUGAAUUUAGAGUAGCCCCUGAGCACUGCCAGGUAUAACCCCAACCAUAAAAUGGAAUAUGGGUUCCUAGAAAUCUAGAGACAAGUAUAGAAUGGUGGGUACACAAAGAACAAAUCUCUCUUAUCCUACAACAUGGAGUGUUGUUUGGAAUGGCAUUUUCUCUUAAGGUCCUAUAGUAAGAUAUAAAGAACCUGGGCCAGAGAUAUAGUACAGUGGGUAGAGCACUUGCCUUGCAUUCAGACAACCCCAGUUUGAUCCCUUUCUUGCAUCACCCCAGGGUCUCCCAAGUAUUGCCACAAGUGAUCCUUGAGCACAGAGUUAGGAAUAAGCCCUGAGCAUAAUCAGGUGUGGCCACAAAUUAAGCAAACAAGAUAUAAAGGACCUAAGUAACAGCCAAAAGAAAUUAGGGGAGGAAAUACUUCUCAGCUUUUCUAAGAGUCACCAAAAAAAUCCACUCAAAAAUCAAUGUUAGAGUCUGGAUGCUGAAGCUCUUAUGCAGGCUGAUGAAAUAGAAAGAAGCAGGAUAAAGGGGCCCAACAUGCAGCAAAGCUUCUCUCCUGAAAAGAGAUGAGACAUUAGGAGGUAGAAGCCCUCCACUCUGAUAUGUUCCAUAUGAAUUCUCCAGCAACAUC
Molecule: messenger RNA, 1766 nt
Organism: Suncus etruscus (white-toothed pygmy shrew)
Lineage: Eukaryota; Metazoa; Chordata; Mammalia; Eulipotyphla; Soricidae
Gene: FAM180A
Product: family with sequence similarity 180 member A
Exons: 3
Coding region: 192-791 (199 amino acids)
Source: RefSeq, a predicted model, not a curated record